AUGUCCAGGUCAUCGAGGCCACCAGAACACCCAACAACCCUUCCCCUCCCCUCGACAGUCGACCUGAACCUCCCGGUAGAACUCCUGCUGACCCUCAAGCCCCUCAUUCCUCUAACUCUCAAACUCUGCGCCUACUGCCUCACCUACCGUCCCACCGACCCCAGUUACUGGCACAGCAUUGCCGGCUACGAACGCUACGACUUCUAG
Molecule: messenger RNA, 207 nt
Organism: Endocarpon pusillum Z07020
Lineage: Eukaryota; Fungi; Ascomycota; Eurotiomycetes; Verrucariales; Verrucariaceae
Exons: 1
Coding region: 1-207 (68 amino acids)
Source: RefSeq, a predicted model, not a curated record